Brassicogethes aeneus is the source of this 994-nucleotide messenger RNA. Lineage: Eukaryota; Metazoa; Arthropoda; Insecta; Coleoptera; Nitidulidae. The record is from the annotation of a GenBank genome assembly.
GUGCGUUUUGAGGUUAUAUUUUGAGUUAAGUUGUUCUUCCAAAAUGCAGCACGACGAUGUGGUGUGGAGUAUAAUAAACAGAUCGUUCUGUUCUUACAAAGUAAACACAAAAACCCAAAGGUUCUGCAGAAAUGAAUACAAUUUGACCGGUUUGUGUAACCGAUCGUCUUGUCCACUGGCGAACAGCCAGUAUGCGACGAUACGAGAGGAAAAAGGUGUGAUUUACCUUUUCAUGAAAACAGCGGAAAGAUCAGCUUUCCCCAGUAAAACAUGGGAAAAAGUUAAAUUGUCCAGAAACUUUGAAAAAGCUAUUCAACAGAUAAACGAGAAUUUACUUUACUGGCCGGGGUUUAUUAAAUCAAAAUGUAAACAGAGAUUUGUGAAAAUAACACAAUAUUUGAUUAGAAUGAGGAAAUUAAAACUUAAGAGACAGAAACUUAUUGUACCACUGCAGCGUAACAUAGAGAGAAGAGAAAAACGUAGGGAAGAAAAGGCUUUAUUGGCUGCUAGAAUUGAAAAGGGUGUUGAGAAAACUUUGUUGGAGAGGUUGAAGAAGGGAGUUUACCAAGAUUUGUACAACAUACCCCAAACAGCUUUUGAUGAUGCUGUAGAAGAAAGAGAAAUUGAAUCAGAAAGUGAAGCAGAGGAAGAAAUGGAGGAAGAGAAGGAAAUUGAAAUGGAAAAUGAGGAUGAUGGUCCAGAAUUUGUGGCUGCCGAUAGUGAUGAUGAUAGUGACUUGGAAAGUGACAGUGGUCAGCCAGAGGAAAUUGAUUUAAGCAGUAGUUUUGAAACGUCUGACGAUUCAGAUAUAGAGGAAAUUAGUGUGAGCAAAAAGAAAGGCAAACAAAUUCCAGUAAUGAAGAACAGGAAAGAUUCAGAUGGUGCUAAAGGAAAACGUAGACCCAGAGUUGAAAUUGAAUAUGAAGUUGAACAAGCUUCACCCUCUAAAAUUGCAUCCUUUUAAUUUUAUUGUGUAGGUAAUUUUUAAAUAAAU